AAACAUCAUUUUCAAAACAGAGAAUCAAAUUUGUAAGUACUUAAGUUCCUUAUAAAAAAUAGUAACAGUCAAAUUAGACUUCAUGUGAACUCCAUUUCCCUCCCUUUUCACUUCUCUUUUCCCAGCGGCUACUGAAGUCAGGUAGUUUUUGCAUUUUUCAUCAAUAUCAAAUUAUCAAUACUCCAAGACAAAUGCGGACACUUUCAUGGCCAAAACGCCUAAAACAUCUGCUUUUAGCAUGCAAAGAUGAAGCUCCCGUAACCCAAAUCCACGCACUCAUCAUCACGACCGGUCUCUUCUUCGCCAAUUCAAACUUCAAUGGCCUCGUCAUAGCUUCAUAUGCCCGCAUUGGUGGCAUCACGUCGGCCCGCCACCUAUUUGACAAAUUGCCUCAAAGAGGCGUAGACGCUUGGAAUGCCAUGAUCGUUGCUUAUUCUCGGAGAUAUCACUUGACUGAAGUCUUGAAUCUUUACCAUCAGAUGGUAAAUGAAGGAGGUAAACCCGAUAGCUCCACUUUCACUGUAGCGAUAAAGGCAUCGUCAAGCUUAAAGGAUUUGGAAGCUGGAGAGAGAAUUUGGCGUCGAGCGGUGGAUUUUGGAUAUGGGUGUGAUGUGUUUGUCGGGUCAUCUGUUUUGAAUUUGUAUGUAAAGUGUGGAAAAAUAGAUGAGGCUAAGUUGGUGUUUGAUAAGAUGGUGAAAAGAGAUGUUGUUUGUUGGGCUACUAUGAUAACAGGACUUGUGCAGAACGGAAACGUGUUAGAGGCAGUUGAUAUGUUUCGAAGGAUGCGAAAGGAGGGGAUCGAAGGAGAUGGAGUUCUGAUGUUGGGAUUAGUUCAGGCUUGUGCAAAUCUUGGAGAGUUGAAGUUGGGUCUUUCAGUUCAUGGGCAUGCGGUUAGGAGAGAGAUGCUUAUGGAUGAUGUUAUUCUUCAAACUAGCCUUGUUGACAUGUAUGCUAAGAUUGGGGAUUUGGAGCUUGCUUCUCGUGUUUUUGAGCAGAUGCCCCGGAAGAAUGCUGUUUCUUGGGGUGCAUUGAUUUCUGGCUUUGCUCAAAAUGGUUUUGCAGAGUAUGCACUUGAUUUGUUGGUUGAGAUGCAGAGUUUGGAAUUCAAACCGGAUACGGCGGUUCUUGUUAGCGCACUUUUGGCAUGUUCACAAGUAGGGCAUUUGAAACUAGGCAAGUCUAUACACGGAUAUAUUGUUAGGAGGCUUGGUUUUGAACUUGUUCUAGGCACCGCAUUGAUUGACAUGUAUGCAAAAUGUGGAUCACUUUCUUGUGCACAUGCCAUAUUUGAUCGGGUGGAUUCUAGGGACGUGAUAUUGUGGAAUACAAUGAUCGCCAGCUAUGGUAUCCAUGGAGAUGGAAAGGAAGUUCUCUCUCUAUUCCUAAAGAUGAAAGAAGCAAACAUAAGCCCUGAUCAUGCAACUUUUGCGUCUCUUCUCUCGGCUCUUAGUCACUCUGGACAAGUAGAUGUAGGUCAAUACUGGUUUAAUGCCAUGGUUAAUGAAUGUAAGAUCCCACCAAGCGAGAAGCAUUAUGCUUGCAUGGUUGAUCUUUUGUCCCGAGCAGGACGAGUGGAAGAGGCUUAUCAGCUAAUAGAAUCUAUGAACACAGAACCAGGUUUAGCUAUUUGGGUUGCCCUCCUGUCAGGUUGCCAUAAUUAUAGGAACCUCUUAUUUGGAGAAGUGGCAGCAAAGAAAAUCCUUGAUUUAAACCCAGAUGAUUUGGGAAUUUAUGCCUUGGUUUCAAACUUCUUUUCCUUGGCCAGGAUGUGGGAUAGAGUAUCUAUUUUAAGGAAGAUUAUGAAAGAAACAGGAAUGAAGAAAGUUCCUGGUUACAGUGCGGUGGAAGUGAAUGGAAAGCAUGAAGCUUUUCUGGUGGAAGAUAAGAACCAUCACCAGUACGAAGAAAUCUUACAAAUGUUGGAUAGUUUGGAUAAUGAGAUGAGAGUUAUCAGACAUGUCCCAGACAGUUUGCAUGACGUUGAAGAAGUAGUGAUUUGAAAUUUAUUGAUUAAUAGCUUUGGAGA
Populus trichocarpa (black cottonwood) is the source of this 2026-nucleotide messenger RNA. RefSeq names its product putative pentatricopeptide repeat-containing protein At3g25060, mitochondrial. The transcript has a single exon. NCBI's taxonomy places the organism in Eukaryota, Viridiplantae, Streptophyta, Magnoliopsida, Malpighiales, Salicaceae. The record is from RefSeq and is a predicted model, not a curated record. Gene Ontology annotation, biological process: RNA modification. Gene Ontology annotation, molecular function: protein binding; RNA binding. Bases 192 to 2000 code for a protein of 602 amino acids.